UUUUUUUUUUAUAUACAUAUAUAUCUAUUUACCUAUCUUUCAAUAUACCUCCUCAAUAAAUAGAGACAUACUUCUUAUCCAAUUGAGGAUUCCUCCUUGACUCUUAUUUAAUCUUAAUAUAUUCAAUGGUGCUACUAUUAUCAGAGAAAUCGGUCAGUCUCAAUACAAAUCGUGUCCAUGUUUUUUUUUUCUUGUAUUUUUAAUUAUAAAAUAAAUUAUUAUUAUUUUUUUUUAAUGAUAGAGAGGUCGUAUUAUGGCCAACAGGUGGACGAAAACCUUUUUAUCCCUUGUCGUGUUUCAAGUCUUGAUUUCCUUGCCGCUCCUUGUAGUUAUUUGCACCGAUGUCAACAGUUACCAACCUCUUGAGUAUGAACUUCAUGCAAAAAUCAAUCAUGUCCGUGUCGAAGUACUUUGGUUUAUAUUUUUUGAAAUUUGGCGAUUAUGGCUUGUCAUUGAUGCGUUGAUUCAUUGUAGUUCUUUGACUGUGAUUACCUGUGGUGUAUUAACCUUGUUCUCAGCCGGAUUUGGAGCAUUGGAAUGCAUUGAAACGAAAAAGAUGAUCAAUACUAAAAAGUACGUAGAUGAUCCGUUGAAAAGGAAUUUAGUAUUGGAGUUUAUAUUGACUGGAUCUAUUACUGCUCUCCUCAUACCCACUAUCUAUGUAGUUUACCGGUUGGCUCUAGAUUAUGGAUGGCAAACAUAUCGUAAAGUUGGUGCUCAUCUCAAUGUGCAAUCCAUGUAUUUUCUAGUUAAUUGCUUUAGUUUGAUUCUCAAGAUUGAUACCUUCUUUGAAGUACUUAUCAUGGUGUUUUAUAUGCUUUUGGGAGUUACAGAUGGAACUGCUUUGACAUGGAUACCAGGUAUCAUGGCUCUAGUGACUUUGUUUGGUUUAUUCUUUGCAAGAAAAUCGGUAUCAGAUGAAAGUCAUUGGAAAAUGAUCGUAUUUAUUGUUAUUCAGGUUGCUUUCAUUGGUAUGAGUGCAUGGAUGCUUUUCCAACGAACUGACCCGGAUGAUCCAUGGUAUAUCGUCUUAUUUUAUGGAUCAACUUCUAUAUUGAUGACAAUAGUGACACUUGUAUUUGCAAUCAAAUGCCAAAUGAACUUUGGAAAAGGACUGAAACCAUAUGUACAUUGGAGUCUCUUUGGGAAAAAACGACCUGUGACGACACCUAUUACCAAUCAAAGUAUACUUCUUGAUGAUGCCGAUCUUGAGUAUACAGGAUAUACAGUGGAUAGUGAUUUACAGCAAGCAAUCUUGAAGCAGAAUAGGAUAUCCCGUGAUCAACUGUAGUUAAUAUAUAUAUAUAUAUAUAUCAUACAUUUUCUCCCCUGUCUUUUUUUCUUUUUUCUUU
Halteromyces radiatus is the source of this 1352-nucleotide messenger RNA. RefSeq lists its product as uncharacterized. Gene Ontology annotation, cellular component: Golgi apparatus. The transcript has 7 exons. NCBI's taxonomy places the organism in Eukaryota, Fungi, Mucoromycota, Mucoromycetes, Mucorales, Cunninghamellaceae. Bases 254 to 1291 code for a protein of 345 amino acids. The record is from RefSeq and is a predicted model, not a curated record.